AUUGCAGAUCAUUUUUCCGCCACCUCAGAUGAUUGCUCUGUAAUUAUAUUUGCCUGUUUCACCAAGACAGCCAAGAUUUCAUACUUGGAAAGAGCACAGCCAUGGCUCAGGCAGGAAUGUGUGAACUUCUUGAUAAGUCGUUGGCAGAAAGUAAAGAUAUUAGUCCUUCAGAUAAGAUGUUUUUGCACAAUGAGGUGAUGUACCCUACUAUGAUUUGUUGCCCAGAAACACUGAAAAUACUUGACACCUUUGAGGCCAGGAGCGAUGAUGUGAUUUUAGUGGGAUACCCCAAAACUGGUACUAAUUGGGUUGGUCAGAUUUUAGUUGAGUUGGAAGCUGUAUCUGGAAAAUAUGAUGACGAAGAAAGGAAAAAGAGGAGAACACGGCAAAGGGAGAGUGAACUAUCAUUAUUUCCAUAUCUUGAAUUUGGAGAUCCAGAAAAGUUUGAGAGGAUGAAGCAACUACCCUCCAGAAGAAGAAUAAAAACGCAUCUUGCUCCUCAAACACUACCCAAAUCUAUUUUUAAAAAUAAGACAAAGAUACUGGUUUUGUUUCGGAAUCCAAAGGAUACAGCUGUCUCUUAUUUCCAUUUUGCAAAUGGCAUGAAAUUGUUUCCAACCCAAAAAACCUGGGAUGAGUUCUUCCCAGACUUUAUAAGAGGAACAGUGCCUUGGGGUCUUUAUUUAGACCAUAUUAUGGAAUGGAACAAGUAUCUGGAUGACAAAAAUGUCAUGUUUAUUACUUAUGAGGAAAUAAAAGAGAAUCCAGCUUUGGGAGUGAAAAGAAUGGCUGAAUUCUUUGAUUUUUCUGUAAGUGAACAAGAGAUUCAGUUCAUUGUGGAGAAAACUAGUUUCAAAACCAUGAAAGAUGAAGCUUCAGAAACUCAUGGAGAAAUGGGCAAGUCUCUUUUCCGUAAAGGUAUAGUAGGUGACUGGAAGAAUGUCUUCUCAGAAAACCAGAAUGAAGAAAUGGAUAGAAAAUUUGAAGAGAGUGUAGCAAGAACAAAGCUUGGAAUGAUGUUAAAGUAUGAUGUGUACUGUAAAUGCUGAGUACAACACUAGUUCUCAUGGCUGAUGGGUAAUGGAUUAAUCUGAAUACUUCAGAAUCUAUUAUUUUUGUAUGUUUCUGUUAUUUCAUUUGUUAAGAUUGCCUUUGGCUAUAAGCAAUCAAUAAACUUGAAUCAAGUAUAAAUUUUUCUGGUGGUGAAGAGUACCCUCAUGUCGUAAUUGACUUAUGGUGACUCCUGGUGGUGUUUUCAUGGCAAGAGACUAACAGAGGUUGUUUGCCAUUGCCCGCCUCUGCAACCCUGAUCUUUGUUGGAGUUCUCUCAUCCAAAUACUAACCAAGACUGACCCUGCUUAUCUUCUAAGAUCUGACGUUUUAAAACCUGAACUUUUAAAAAUAUAUUGCUGAGAUUUGAACUUUUAAAAAAUACGUUGCUGAUUUGAUGUAUUUUAAAAAGUUGAAUAUUUUUACAAAUAUUAAUAAAAUUUCCUGCUUAUAUAUAGA
Molecule: messenger RNA, 1509 nt
Organism: Eublepharis macularius
Lineage: Eukaryota; Metazoa; Chordata; Lepidosauria; Squamata; Eublepharidae
Product: sulfotransferase 6B1-like
Exons: 7
Coding region: 102-1049 (315 amino acids)
Biological process (GO): sulfation
Cellular component (GO): cytoplasm
Molecular function (GO): sulfotransferase activity
Source: RefSeq, a predicted model, not a curated record